ACACAUCCGAAUGUUGACAAGAAAUUAUUUUCUACUGAUAGCAUUAUUGCUUUGAAAAACCCUGGUAAAGGAUUUCCUGUUAAUCAGCCAUUGGGUGUCCUUAGAUGGCGAUUCAUUACAAAAGAUGAAACAUCAAUUCCAUUAUCAAUAAAUUGUUGGCCCACCCCCGCUGGAGAUGGAACGAUCGAUGUUAAUAUCGAAUAUGAAUUAGAAAAUGAGAACCAAGAAUUUAAAGAUGUAGUGAUUUCCAUUCCAUUGCCUUCUGUAGGAAAUCCUGUUGUUGGUGAUGUUGAUGGUCAUUAUGAAGUAAAUAGGCAAGCUAGAACUCUCGAGUGGCAAUUGCCUAUUAUCGACGCAUCUAACAAACAAGGGUCGCUUGAGUUCAAUAUUGCAGGCGAGGACGUUAACGUGUUUUUCCCUGUUGGAGUUUCAUUCAUAAGUGAGAAAUUGAUUUGUGAUAUAGAUGUGUUGGACGUAAUCCAUGCUGAAUCAGGAGCUUCCGUGACUUUCUCUAAAGAAAUGAUUCUUGAUUUGGCCAUACAAAAUUUUACGAUUGACGAAUAUUCAGAACGUAUAUUUGUGUUUCCAAUAAGCUACACUUUUUACCAAUUUUGGAUUAAUAUUGCUUGCU
This is a messenger RNA of Dentiscutata heterogama, 631 nucleotides long. Lineage: Eukaryota; Fungi; Glomeromycota; Glomeromycetes; Diversisporales; Gigasporaceae. The record is from the annotation of a GenBank genome assembly.